Molecule: messenger RNA, 336 nt
Organism: Ilex paraguariensis (yerba mate)
Lineage: Eukaryota; Viridiplantae; Streptophyta; Magnoliopsida; Aquifoliales; Aquifoliaceae
Source: the annotation of a GenBank genome assembly
AUGGGCACAGAAAAGCUUGGUACUGCUAGCCGUAAAGGCCAUUCUGAUCCAACAAAGUUGAAGGAAACUGCACAAGACGUCCAGCGUUUAUCUCCUAGCGAGCUUAAGAGACGCCAGUUGGAAAUAAAGGAACUGAUGGAGAAAAUAAAAAUGCCAUCAGAUGCACAAUUGAUGCAAAUUGCAAUAGAUGACUUGAAUAAUUCCUCUCUACCUUUAGAAGAUCAUCAUCGUGCAUUGCAGGAGCUUUUGAUACUUGUUGAGCCAAUUGAUAAUGCAAUUGUGCCCAUGUCAUUUUUGUUUCAAGGAGCAAAAUUAGUUCCAAUUGUAGCAGUGUAG